AUGUCGACUGUGACGCGACGCCGACAACGACGCGUGUUCGCCCAGUACGCUGUUGUGAUGAUGGGACGGCAGCGUGUGUUCCGUGACCGCUUGAACCCUUUGGAGGAGUUCGACGAGGACGAACUGCAGGAGCGCUUUCGAUUCGGUCGCGCGGGCAUUGUGUUCCUCGCCAACACACUGCGCCCGGACGUGGAGCGGCCGACGCGUCGCAGCCGCGCCCUCUCUGCAGAGCAGCAGGUCAUUGUCGCCUUACAGUUCUACGCCACGGGGAGCUUCCUCAUCACCGCAGGGGACUACAUCCGUGUGCACGUCUCCACUGCUUCGCGGACUGUGAGGCGGGUGACUCAGGCCUUGGCACGUCGUGCCCGAGACUUCAUAGGGUGGCCAGGUGAAGCUGAGGGUCAUGCCUUACAACAGGCCUUCUUUGAGAUCGGUGGGUUUCCUUCGGUCGUGGGUGCUGUUGAUGGCACUCACAUUCGGAUACAGGCACCACAAGUGCAUGAGGAGGUGUACGUUAACCGCCAUCUGUACCAUUCAAUAAAUGUACAGUUAGUGGUUGAUUUCUUUUACCGUAUCCGCAAUGUGGUUGCAAAAUGGCCUGGAAGCACCCACGACUCUAGGAUAUUCACCGAGGGCUCGUUGUCAGGCAAGCUGGCCGAUGGCGUUUACGAGGGCCUACUGCUUGGAGACAGCGGCUACACCUGCAAGCCAUGGCUGAUGACGCCCUUCCUGUCUCCGUCAUCAGCAACGGAGGUCGCCUACAAUGCGUCACAUAGCACAACGAGGAGCAUCGUGGAACGGUAA
This is a messenger RNA of Ixodes scapularis (black-legged tick), 804 nucleotides long. Its product is annotated as putative nuclease HARBI1. Bases 1 to 804 code for a protein of 267 amino acids. The record is from RefSeq and is a predicted model, not a curated record. The transcript is spliced from 2 exons. NCBI's taxonomy places the organism in Eukaryota, Metazoa, Arthropoda, Arachnida, Ixodida, Ixodidae.